Labrus bergylta (ballan wrasse) is the source of this 648-nucleotide messenger RNA. RefSeq names its product thyroid hormone responsive (gene thrsp). Gene Ontology annotation, cellular component: cytosol. The record is from RefSeq and is a predicted model, not a curated record. Gene Ontology annotation, biological process: regulation of lipid biosynthetic process. Lineage: Eukaryota; Metazoa; Chordata; Actinopteri; Labriformes; Labridae.
UGUCUCUGCACUGCACACUGCAUACUGCUGCCCACUGUCAACCACCACAGCACAGCAACAGCAUCCUCCACAUCCAGCUGGAACCAUGCAGUCUGCCGAGGCCAGAUUUAACAAAAACAGCCUGUUCCUGGCUCUGAGAAAAUACAGCUCGGCCGUCAGGGACAUGGAGCAGACCAUUCUCCUGCCAAGCCUGCUGCGAGACGUGCCCUCUGAUGAGGUGUGGGAUUGUGAUGCAGCAGAUGAGUCCUGCAGAGACUUAUACGACCACUACCUGAUGUUCAAGGCAGUCAGAACCACCGUGGAGAGCGGCUUGAUUUCCAUGGAUGACCACAAGGCCAAGAAAAACAUGACGCUGAACAAGACGCUGGAGCCUCUCUUGGACACGGACCCUGAAGCGCUCUUCUGCUUCCACCUGAGAGGACUGUUCUCUGUGAUGAGUGACCUCAGCAAGAAGUCUCAGAGCCUUACUGAGAAAUACAUGGACAUUAUAGGAGUCACAAGAUAAAAAACAAAAUGAAUAUUUGGACAUCAAGCUAAAUCUCUGGUGUUGUUAUUCAUGUAACACAGUCAUCUGCAAACGUCUUAAACUUGGUAACCCAAUGCUCUUAACUUAAGGACGGAAGAAUAAACAUGCAUUGCCAAAACUGA